AUGCUUUCUGCAAACGGGACCCCGUCCGACACCUUCGCCCGCUCUGGCUCAUCGAUGAUGACGUCGGAUCCAUCCCAUUCUGAUUACGACGUAUCCACGAACGACGACGAGAAGUCCCGAGAUUCCAUGUCCGGCUCAAGAACACUCAAGAAGCCCCGAUGGUUUUCUCAGGUCAAAGAUUGGUUGUCCGUGAGCGAACCUUCGGCUGUGGCGAUGAAGGAACAGAAAAGGAUGACAUUCAAGAAACAUGGCAUCGACCCCAAGGAUCCUAGAGCUGCAGCCAAGCUGCAUCUACCCAUUGGGAAGCUUCCCGAGGGAGCUAUCACCUCCACUCGGGGACCAAGUCCCGAAAAGGCACUGAAGCUAGCCCAACAAAAACGGGAAUCCUUUUCAACCUUCAGCCAAAACUCCCGCUCCAUGUCCAGCAGCAUCUUCUCCGUCCCGACCAGUCCCCGGGAGACCAACCCCGUCGCCCCAUGGGAAACUUGA
Messenger RNA from Ilyonectria robusta, 489 nucleotides. RefSeq lists its product as uncharacterized. Lineage: Eukaryota; Fungi; Ascomycota; Sordariomycetes; Hypocreales; Nectriaceae. The transcript has a single exon. The record is from RefSeq and is a predicted model, not a curated record. The coding region runs from base 1 to 489 and encodes 162 amino acids.